Molecule: messenger RNA, 2737 nt
Organism: Cajanus cajan (pigeon pea)
Lineage: Eukaryota; Viridiplantae; Streptophyta; Magnoliopsida; Fabales; Fabaceae
Product: filament-like plant protein 5
Source: RefSeq, a predicted model, not a curated record
CACACACGCGCACGUUUGGCCAUUAGUUCAUUACCUUAACCCCGCUCCUCUCCUCGUUUCUCUGUCUCUCUUCUCUUCACACUCUCAAGUCAAAGAUUUUUAACUCACUCUUUCAGGCCUUCAGGAGCCAACACACCCAUUCAUCCCCAAUCCUCAUUUUCCUUCACAGAAACUAAAAGACCUCCAUUCUUUUUUCUCCUUUGAGGGGUGGAAUUUUGAGAUGGACCGUCGGGGUUGGCUCUGGAAGAAAAAAUCAUCUGAUAAAAACAUAAAGAAUGAGAAUGAGAAACCAGUGUCUACAUUUGAAUCUGUUGGUUCUACCUUGUCUUCUGUGGCACAUGUAGGAGAUCAGCAAGACAACAGCAACAGUAAGAACUAUGUUCAAAUAUCAAUGGAAUCAUACACGCGUAUGUCUGGAUUGGAAGAUCAAGCUGCAAAUUUGGAGGAUCAAGUAAAAGCUUUGGAAGCAAAGCUAUCUGCAGUUUAUUCAGAAUUAAAUAACAAGGAUACUUUAGUUAAACAGCAUGCAAAAGUUGCAGAGGAAGCAGUCUCAGGUUGGGAGAAAGCUGAUGCAGAAGUUGUUUCCCUAAAACGUCAACUUGAAUCUUUUUCUCUCUCUAAACUUACUGCUGAUGAGAAAGCGGCUCACCUAGAUGGAGCUCUAAAAGAGUGCAUGAAGCAGAUAAGAACUGUAAAGGAAGAAAGUGAGCGGAAACUGCAGGAGGUGAUUCAUAUGAAAUCCAAUCAGUGGGAGAAAAUCAAGUUAGAACUUGAAGCACAAAUAGACAAUUUGGAUGAAGGACUUCGUGAGGUAGCUGGUGAAAAUGAUGCCCUUCUAAGAUCACUUCAAGAAAGUUCCAACAACAUAGUGAAACUGAAAGAAGAAAAGUCUGAAGCUGAGGCAGAGGUAGAGCUUCUAAAGAAGAGUAUUCAGUCAAAAGAAAAAGAAAUAACUUCACUGAAGUAUGAGCUGCACAUGAUUUCCAAGGAGCUGGAUAUCCGAAAUGAAGAGAAGAAUAUGAUUAUGAGAUCAGCAGAAGUGGCGAACAAACAACACGCAGAAGAUGUCAAGAACAUUGCCAAGCUAGAGAGUGAGUGCCAACGACUGCGUGGUCUGUUGAGAAAGAAGUUACCUGGGCCUGCUGCAUUGGCACAAAUGAAGCUAGAAGUUGAGAGUUCACAUCAUGUCAUCAGUGCAUCCCAUCUAAGAAAAACUUGUUCAAAAACUGAUAGCAUGCAAGAAUCUGAGUUUCUUACCAAACAACUGGAGGUGCUGGAAGAAGAAACAAAGACAUUAAAAGAAGCAUUGGCCUCAAGUAAUGCUGAACUGCAGGCUUCUAGAAACUUGUAUGCUAAAACAGUUGGCAGAUUUAAGCGCUUGGAAGCAGAGAUCCAUCAAGAAAGAAGCGCUCAGAAAGCAAAUUUGGCAACCAAUUAUGGAAACUCAAUCAGUAGAAUUUAUACCUAUCCACCAAGCAUCUCUUCUAUGUCUGACAAUGGGCAUGAGGAUCCAGAAAGUCCUGCUGAGUCAUGUUCAACAUCGAUUCCUGACCAUUCUAAUAUCAGGAGGAUUGGAAGUGUAGGUAAAUUUGUGAAUCAUAAGAGUGAAACUAUCUCAGAACUUAUGGAUGACUUUCUGGAAGUGGAGAAGAUGGCAUGUUUAUCAGACAAUGGUGGUGUACCUCUUGGCGUCAAUAGUAAAGCUAGUGAUGCCAAAGAUAAAAAGGAGACUAACUGUUUAUCUUCAAAUCAAAAUUGGCGUGACAGGACGAACCAAACCAUAGAACCUGAGGCUGACAGUGGUUACCUUGAUAAGGCGGCUGAACAUGAUGAGCAUCUGCAAGAUCCCAAGAAAAAAGAACUGAUGUUGCAGGAAAACAUGCAGCUUCUAAAAGAUCUGAAAGCACAAUUGGCAUUGUCUCAUAAAUCAUGUAGUUUGGCUGAGAUUCAGCUGAAAUGUAUGACCGAGUCUUACAAGUCACUUCAAACACGUGUGGAGGGGUUAGAAGCUGAAAAUAGGUAUUUAAAGGAAAAGAUAGAUGAGCUAAAUAAUGAUCUUGCUGAGGAAAAACAAAGUCAUCGUGAUGCUUUGGUGAGGUAUAAAGAAAUUGAAGAGAAAAUGCUUAGGGACAAGUGCUUGUUGUGUGCAGAAAAUUCGGGGAAGGAUAAAGAGCUAGCAGCUGCAGAGAAAAAGCUGGCAGAAUGUCAAGAGACUCUGUCUAUACUUGGUAGGCAAUUGCAUGCUAUGUGCCCUCAGAUAGGUGUAACCAAGACUCAUCAUAGCAAAAGGCUUCAAAUGAAUGAGAAGUUAGCCAAACCAACUUAUGACUGGUCAAAUUCUUAUGGAUCCUGUAACUCAAAUGAAAUUGAUCAUGCUGAGGCAUGUAGCAUAGUGUCUGACAUUCAAGGAGUGACCGAUGAGUUUUCAUCACGCAACUCUGGUGCCACAUCAUGUCUUUCAGACACCGAAGGUAACUAUUGGUUAAACUCUUAAGUAGGCUCAAGCCUGGUUACAUGCUUAAUCAAAUACUAUUCUUCUGCCACCACUACAUGGAAGAAUGCUCAUAGUUUGGGCCACUUCUUUUUGUUAUAAGAGUAUUCAUGACAUUGUUAAUUCUCAAGUGUUAUCGGGAGCUCCCCGAUGAUGUUGUACAUAGACUAUAUAGUACAAAUCUGUGGAGAAUGAUAUAUGUCUGUACUUUUCUUCAAUAUGUUGAUUUUGGAUGAAGUUUGAUUC